Messenger RNA from Zea mays, 1748 nucleotides. Its product is annotated as protein kinase APK1A. Lineage: Eukaryota; Viridiplantae; Streptophyta; Magnoliopsida; Poales; Poaceae. Gene Ontology annotation, biological process: protein phosphorylation. The record is from RefSeq and is a predicted model, not a curated record. The transcript is spliced from 5 exons. Gene Ontology annotation, molecular function: protein kinase activity; ATP binding. Bases 290 to 1507 code for a protein of 405 amino acids.
GAGACGAGACGGAAAGCCGGGCUUGCCCGUCCAUUAAUGACCUAACGGACCCCACGGCGCGCGCCCACCACCAGUCCACCACCCUCCACCGCCCUCCCUCGCAGGCAGGCAGGCAGCCAGAGCCAGAGCCAGCCGGGCAAGCACUGCAGCAGCCAUUGUACUCAUCACCUCCUUCCCACGCAGCGAGAGGAUGACACCACGAGGCAAAUAAACCCAGACGUAGUUCAGCUAGCCGCUUCUACCUCCCUCUCCCCCCCCGCCUGCGCGCUGCCGCGAGAGCUCGUUCCUGAUGGGGAACUGCGCCGGCGUGGAGGGGAACGCCGAGAUCAACCCUUCCUUCAGUGCCCCCAAUUCCUCAGGGACCGCCGGUUCUAAGAGCGUCAGCAAGAACGCGGCCGACACCAGCACCUUCGGCACCAAGACGUCCGGCUCGUCGUCGUCGGUGCCGCCAACCCCUCGUACGGAGGCGGAGAUCCUGGAGUCGUCGAAUGUCCGCAAGUUCAGCUUCGGCGAGCUCAAAGGCUCCACGAGGAACUUCAGGCCGGACAGCCUGCUCGGGGAGGGGGGCUUCGGGUCCGUGUUCAAGGGGUGGAUGGAUGAGCGCACGCUCGCGCCCGUCAGGCCGGGCGCCGGGAUCAUCGUCGCCGUCAAGAAGCUCAAGCUCGACAGCUUCCAAGGGCACCGGGAAUGGCUGGCGGAGGUCAAUUACCUGGGGCAGUUAUCCCACCCUAAUCUCGUGAAACUCAUCGGCUACUGCUUGGAGGACGAGCAGCGGCUUCUUGUGUACGAGUAUAUGCCGAGAGGGAGCCUGGAGCAUCAUCUCUUCAGGAGUAGGCUCUCUCUCGAGUGUUUCGUUCGCGAUAUCCCUCCAUUCUUGGCUUCUCGCUUUAUGAAAAAAAGGACUGAAUGCUAUGGUGUUGCAGGGGGCUCGAACUUCCAGCCGCUCCCAUGGAACUUACGCAUGAAGGUUGCUCUCGAGGCUGCCAGAGGUCUUGCUUUCCUGCACGGCGACCAGGCCAAAGUUAUCUACCGCGAUUUCAAGACCUCCAAUAUCCUUCUCGACUCGGAGUACAACGCAAAACUGUCUGAUUUCGGUUUGGCAAAGGACGGUCCAAGCGGUGAUAAGAGCCAUGUUUCUACUAGGGUCAUGGGGACACAAGGAUACGCUGCCCCUGAAUAUCUUGCGACAGGCCAUUUGACAGCGAAGAGCGAUGUGUACAGCUACGGUGUGGUUCUUCUGGAGCUGCUGUCCGGGCAGCGCGCUCUGGACAAGAACCGCCCGCCCGGUCAGCACAAUCUGGUGGAGUGGGCUAGACCUUACAUCACCAACAAGAGGAGGGUCAUUCAUGUCCUGGACUCACGGCUGGGUUCCCAGUAUUCCCUUCCCGCGGCUCAGAAGGUGGCAACACUGGCGCUGCAAUGCUUAUCGAUGGACGCACGAUGCAGGCCUGGCAUGGAUCAGGUUGUGACUGCAUUAGAACAACUUCAAAGGCCAAGGGCUCACUGAAAAAGAUGUCCAUCUACAUCUGUGGAGUCUGGAGCAUCCUCCUGUAAUACUUUAGGGGAGUAAAAAAACAGAGAACGGACGAGGGUUUGAAGGGCUAAGUGGCUUGUGAAGAGAAUAUAAUAUUGCCUUGCUUUGUGUACAGCUAGUUGCUUCGUCGUUGUAACUUGGGUCUCUACUUAUAUAUUUUAUUAGUCUUCGAUGUACCAGCGGUUCAAAGGGUAAGUUCUUUUGUUCCACUUCA